AUGUUUGACGGAAAGCAUGCCGCGGACGGCAAGGUCGAUGGACCGCUCGAAAAGGACUUGGAGAAAAAAUUGGACGGGAAGCAAUUGGACGCGAAGCAAUUGGAGCCCUUUGGAAAUGAGGAGACAGCGGAGAUCAAGUAUCGGACUAUGAAAUGGUGGCACUGUGGAAUGCUUAUGAUCGCAGAGAAUGUCUCUGUCGGAAUUCUGUCUUUGCCAUCCGCGGUGGCUACCCUUGGAAUGGUUCCCGCCGCUAUCAUUAUUCUGUUUAUCUCUGCUCUUUCAUGGUAUACCGGCUAUGUUAUUGGCCAAUUUAAACUUCGUCAUCCCGAAGUUCACAGCAUGGGAGAUGCCGGCGAGAUCUUGAUGGGUCCUUUCGGCCGUGAGUUGCUAGGAUUUGGCCAGCUGCUGCUGUUAAUCUUCCUCAUGGCGAGCAAUAUCUUGAUGUUCAACAUCCUGAUGAAUGUAUUGACCGAUCACGGUACCUGCACGUUGGUGUUUGGUGUCGUUGGACUGGUCAUCUGCUUUUUGGGCGCCUUGCCUCGUACUAUGGACAAAGUCUACUGGAUGUCCGUCAUUUUUGAGAGCAAAGGACAUAUCAAGAACGAAGCCACUACGGAUGUCAGCUUCCGCGAUGGCUUUUUGGCGGUGACAAAUAUCAUUUUCGCUUACCUUGCCCACGUUGCGUACUUUGGCUUCAUGUCUGAGACAGAAGACCCACGCACAUUCAACAAGUCACUCGCCAUGCUUCAAAUCGUCGACACCGUCCUGUACCUUGUUAGUGCACUGCUCAUCUAUCAUUACGUGGGACCGGAAACAGCCACCAGCCCCGGUGUCCAGUCGCCUGCCAUUCUCUCUCUGAGCCCGUUGAUGGGCAAGAUUGCCUGGGGUAUCUCAAUUCCAACGACCAUUCUUUCCGGGGUCGUCUUGGGUCACGUCGCGUGUAAAUACAUCUACGUGCGUAUGUUCCGUGGAUCCGACAAGAUGCACAACCGAAGCUUCCUGUCGAUUGGAUCAUGGGUCGCUAUCUGCCUCGGAGUCUGGGUUAUUGCCUGGAUCGUGGCUGAAUCUAUCCCCGUAUUCAAUGACCUGCUGAGUCUGAUUAGUGCGGUCUUUGGAAGUUGGUUUAGCUUUGGACUCCCUGCGAUCUUUUGGUUUUAUAUGAACAAGGGCCGUUACUUCCAGAACUGGAAGAAGGCUGUUUUGACUAUUACCAAUAUUUUCGUCUUGGCUAUUGCUUUUGCUAUUUGCGGGUUGGGAUUGUGGGUGUCUGGAGUCGCAAUUCACGAAGACUCCGUUACCAAAAGUUGGUCUUGUGCCAACAAUGCAUGA
This is a messenger RNA of Penicillium egyptiacum, 1329 nucleotides long. Lineage: Eukaryota; Fungi; Ascomycota; Eurotiomycetes; Eurotiales; Aspergillaceae. The record is from the annotation of a GenBank genome assembly.